AUGAAAGACGAAGAAGUUAAAAAACUAUGUGCAGAUAACAAAAUGGUAGUCGUUUAUAGAUGCUCGCAGUAUAAUACAGCAUCUUUUCAACCUUUCAUGGAAUCGCAAUCUCUUUUUGAUUCAUCAAUCAAAUUCGUUGUAGUUUUUGACAAUUGUUUACCAACUCUCGAAUUUUAUUCUUUUAAUAACUUACUUGUUACAUAUUCACCUGUUUUUGGCGAACAAAUUAUGCUAUCAUGUAUGAAUUUAGCAUUAAAAUCAAAUAUUACAGAACUAAAAACAAGAAACGAAGUAUUAAGUUAUUUUGGCCAAACCGACUUUACAAUAGUUGGACCACUUUCAGAUUCUACUAAGAUUAUAGAUUUGGCAUUCAGUCAUACAUCAUAUAAAUCAUUUUGUGGCUACGUUUUUGCCACAGAUAUUGUUCUCGAAAGUUUCGGCUUAAAUAAAGGUCAAUAUGGCGUGUAUCAUAAAAUAGAUGACGAAAUUAUAUCUUUUGAUGCUUCAAACGAAAGCAUAAACAAUGUUUUCAAACCGAAAUUUGAUUUUUUGACGUUUGAUCAGAUGAAAAAUAGUAGCAAACUUAUCUUUCUCCUUCUACGUGAAAAUAUACAUCGAAAUCAUACAGAAUUUAUGGCAGACCUUUCAGAAAAGUAUUAUCAGUUCGAAUACUCUUUUGCUCAAGGUGAUGAUAUUACAAAAAUAGGUCAAUUCACCCACCUUUAUCCACCAUUUACUUACAAUGCAAGAAUCCUCAUUCUCAAUAUCAGCGGGGGUUACUUCUUUAAUUCAGAAGAUUUUAUUGGAGACGAUAUUCGGAACCAGUACUUUGAAAUUAAAAAAUGGGAAGUAACAGCAGAAAAAUUUAUUGAAGCUGUAAUUUCGAAGAAUGCUACGAAAACGUAUAAAUCAGAAUAUGCACCAAGAACUUUUGGUAGCAGUCUAACUAAAGUUGUUGGUACUACAUAUAAAGAAUUCUUGAAUACUUCAAUUUCAGAUGUAAUCAUGUAUUAUGCGAAAGAUAAUCAAGUUUGCCGAAGAUUAUUCGAUUACUAUGUUGCGUUUGCAAACAAGAUAGGAAAGAAAUGCAAAAUUGGUUUCAUUGAUGUGGAACAGAACGCAGUUGAAGGUGGGCUGCAUGUUUCGGAAAGCGAUGCACCUAAAGUUGCAUAUUUCAAAAUGGGUCGAAAUGAUCCCGUUUUGAUGAACGAAGAAAUCAAUAUUGAAAACUUAAUGAAGUUUUAUAAUGACCAAAAGUAUGAUGAAUUGUAA
Molecule: messenger RNA, 1272 nt
Organism: Trichomonas vaginalis G3
Lineage: Eukaryota; Parabasalia; Trichomonadida; Trichomonadidae
Product: protein disulfide isomerase family
Exons: 1
Coding region: 1-1272 (423 amino acids)
Source: RefSeq, a predicted model, not a curated record